AUGGGGAAACGCAAGCAGGACCUCGGCGACGUGCCCAUGGGCGGCAUGCAGGCCGGCGACUCUGAUUCCGACGACGAUGUGGACAUGGUCAAUGUCGACUUUGAAUGGUUUGACCCGCAACCUGCGGUCGACUUCCACGGACUCAAGAAUCUGCUUCGUCAAUUGUUCGAUAAUGAUGCGCAGAUGUUUGAUUUGUCUGCGUUGGCCGAUCUGAUCCUCUCGCAGCCGUUGUUGGGCUCGACGGUGAAGGUGGACGGUAACGAGUCGGAUCCGUAUGCGUUUUUGUCGGUGUUGAACCUUCAGGAGCACAAGGAUAAACCCGUCAUCCAAGACCUGAUCAACUACUUCAAGGGCAAGGCCGCCGCCAACCCCGCCCUCUCCCCCCUCAGCCAGCUCCUCUCGCAAACUCCUGUGCCCCCAAUCGGCCUCAUCCUGACCGAGCGCAUGAUCAACAUGCCCUCCGAGGUUAUCCCGCCCAUGUACAACAUGUUGCUGGAGGAGAUUGCCUGGGCGAUCGAGGAUAAGGAACCCUACAACUUCUCCCACUACCUCAUCAUCUCGAAGAACUACGAAGAGAUCGAGUCCAAGCUCGACAUGGAGGAGUCACGGCCACAGAAGAAGAAGAAGAAGGGUGGUGAACCCUCCCAGCGGUUCUUCUUCCACCCCGAGGACGACGUGUUGGAGCGGAACGCAAUCUGCACGGGAACGAUGGAGUAUACCAACAAACAGGAUGAGGGUCACUCGGAUUCCAAGCGUGCUUUCCAAGAAUUGGGUAUUCGCACCAAGGGUAGCUUGACCUUGAUUGAUGGUGCCAACUUUGAGAAUACCGUCAAGGCGCUUACGGAGUACUUGAAGCCGCCUGGCGUGUAA
Molecule: messenger RNA, 870 nt
Organism: Penicillium cataractarum
Lineage: Eukaryota; Fungi; Ascomycota; Eurotiomycetes; Eurotiales; Aspergillaceae
Product: protein-transporting protein BCP1
Exons: 3
Coding region: 1-870 (289 amino acids)
Cellular component (GO): nucleus
Source: RefSeq, a predicted model, not a curated record